ACUUGACAACACUCCGCAUCCAAAAGGCGAGCACGAAGACCACGACUGCGACGAUACCUGGCAUCCGGGUGCUAGCGAACCGAAUUGAGCUUGACUGCGACCUGAUAUUGACCGUCACUGGCCUAUCUGCCCACGAACUGCCCCCACUUUGCUGUCACCGCCAGACCAACAAACAAAGGGGUUUCCGUCGCGAAGACGAAACGAACACGCCGCACCACGAACGACGAGUCGGGAAAAACACGGCGGAGGCUAGCUGAUAUUGAGAUCUUCGAAUGCAUCUAAAAAGAUGACGGAUUCUCUUCAUAACGCGCCCAUUGUCCUCGACAAUGGCUCCGGCACGAUCCGCGCCGGUUUCGCGGGCGACGACCUACCGAAGUGCUACUUCCCCUCGUUCGUUGGCCGUCCCAAGCACCUGAGAGUGCUCGCUGGCGCUCUCGAGGGCGAGGUCUUCAUCGGGCAGAAGGCGGCGACGGAGCUCAGGGGCCUGCUGAAAAUCAGGUACCCGUUGGAGCACGGCAUUGUGACGGACUGGGACGACAUGGAAAAAAUCUGGGAAUACGUGUACGGCGAAGGACUCAAGACGCUUAGCGAAGAGCACCCCGUCCUCCUGACUGAGCCCCCCCUCAACCCUCGCAGCAACCGCGACACCGCGGCUCAAAUCCUCUUCGAAACCUUCAACGUCCCCGCCCUGUACACAUCAAUCCAGGCCGUCCUGUCAUUAUAUGCCAGCGGUCGGACGACGGGUAUCGUCCUUGACUCGGGAGAUGGUGUGUCGCACGCGGUGCCAGUGUACGAGGGGUUCGCCAUGCCGAGCAGCAUCCGACGGAUAGACGUGGCCGGACGCGAUGUGACGGAGUACAUGCAGACGCUGCUGCGCAAGAGCGGCUACGUUUUCCACACGAGCGCCGAGAAGGAGGUUGUGAGGCUCAUCAAGGAGUCCGUCACGUACGUGGCGCAAGAUCCGAGGAAGGAGGAAAAGGAGUGGGCCAACAGGGCGGACCCAGCCAAGGGCGUAGAAUACGUCCUCCCAGACGGACACAAGCUCAAGAUCGGCGCGGAACGCUUCAGGGCGCCGGAGAUUCUCUUCGACCCCGAGAUCAUCGGCCUCGAGUACCCCGGCGUGCACCAGAUCGUCGUCGACGCUAUCAACCGGACGGACCUCGACCUGCGCAAGUCCCUGUACAGCAACAUUGUGCUCUCUGGUGGCAGCACGCUGACGAGGGGCUUCGGCGACCGGCUGCUGACGGAGCUGCAGAGGCUGGCCGUCAAGGACAUGAGGAUAAAGAUCUUUGCGCCGCCCGAACGCAAGUACUCCACGUGGAUCGGAGGCAGUAUCCUGGCUGGUCUCAGCACCUUCCGUAAAAUGUGGGUGAGCAUCGACGACUGGCACGAGAACCCGGAUAUCAUUCACACCAAACUUACGUGAUACGUGUUUCUUGGUUUUUGAUCAUGUUUCGAUGAAAGCGAAUUCUAGACGGUGUUUCCGCCCCCACCCUGUCCAUGCUGGCAGAUCUAGAGCUGCAUUUCCUCCAGCCUCUCUGUCAGCUGUCAGUGACACAAGGAGGGUGCGAACGGAUGAGAAGCUUAGACGUCACGAGUCGAAAAGGAGAGUGAGAGGACUGGCUAGAUUCGAGAUUUACCCCGGAAAAGAGACGGUCUCCGCAGGGCCGGUGUUUUAGGCAAAGGCAGCAUGUUGAGGUAAUGAGUCAGCUAGAAGUUGAGAAUGAUACCCAAAUCUGUUGCCUCGUUGGCGCACAUGUUUCCACACAUAAGAAGCUGUUCCUACACCUCGAGUAUAUGCUCCGGACCGGUGCAUUAGGGACUGGGCAUCUAUCUGGCAGCGAAAGGAGGUUUGAGAUUUCCUCCGUCCAUAAAGGAACAUUGCUUUUUCCUCCCCUCGGCCCUAUAGCCCCGUUCUAGAUUGCAACCUUGUCUUACCUAUCGCACCAGUGCCCGGCGUCGAAAUGGGCAUGUUUGCUUUUCCACUCUUAUCUUUCUGUAAUUGCCUUAUCUCGAAAUGCUUGCUUCUGAACUGACGCCCGCUCAUCCUCCUAUAGACGUUUGAAGCCCGUGCGUGCUCUGCCAAUCCUCGGCCAUGUCGUCGGCAUGCCUAGGGACGCUUCCCGUCAAGAUGGAGCCAAUGGAGAGGCCUCUUUGUUGGUCGACCCCAGGCAUAUUGCGCCGAGUAGGUGUCGAGAUGCUCGUGCGUACCUGGCGUCGCUACGCCGCUGAUAUCAAGAUUUGUGCUUGCGGGCGUCGAGACGGGUACUCGCAAGAAACUUGGCGACAGGAGCGGAGGGGUUUGAUUGAGUGUUGCGUGAACCGGCUCAUCGCAUUUUGGCCACACACAUCCCACUCAAUAUCUCUCCUCUCGGCGCGAAGAGUCGUAUACGGGAAUUCGAAACCCCAAUAGCAACAACCGUCUCCUUUGCUUGCGUGUUCUGCAUGGAUGGCUUGACCGGUCGUGUGUAGCAAGCACAAGUCGGAUGUAACUGGAGGAAACUAUUGGAAUGAUGAACAGUCCUCCAAAAAAAAGCAGAGGCAACGGUUGCUCGCAAGCGCGAUCAUUCCGAAACCGAU
This is a messenger RNA of Colletotrichum destructivum, 2580 nucleotides long. RefSeq names its product Putative Actin family, ATPase, nucleotide binding domain-containing protein. The transcript is spliced from 4 exons. The record is from RefSeq and is a predicted model, not a curated record. Bases 287 to 1426 code for a protein of 379 amino acids. NCBI's taxonomy places the organism in Eukaryota, Fungi, Ascomycota, Sordariomycetes, Glomerellales, Glomerellaceae.